Messenger RNA from Nerophis ophidion (straightnose pipefish), 2941 nucleotides. RefSeq names its product WD repeat-containing protein 20. Gene Ontology annotation, molecular function: protein binding. The record is from RefSeq and is a predicted model, not a curated record. The coding region runs from base 317 to 2344 and encodes 675 amino acids. The transcript has 4 exons. NCBI's taxonomy places the organism in Eukaryota, Metazoa, Chordata, Actinopteri, Syngnathiformes, Syngnathidae.
GUGAACCACCAGGGGGCGCAGAGCCUCCGGUGUUCCAGUCUCUCCGCCCAGCGGUCGAGUGGAGGCAGAGAGCAGCAGGUCGAGGACGAUGCCGUCGUCAGCCCACAGGGGCUCUCCGUUGGGCUUGAGUCAUCGGCCAGCAGCGCUCUGGUGGCCGAUGAUGGUGUAAAAUGCAGCGGGCCACACUGGCAGCGCGGGUCGGCCUAGCUGAGCGCGGCUGCUCGCCUCUGCCUUAGUACUUUCCCCCCUCUUCAUCGCGGCGGUAUUGUUUCCAGGUCAAGAGCCCAGUUUCCUGAGCGGCUUGUUUGGACUAAAGAUGGCCGGAGAUGGCGGCGCUCUGAAGGAUAUCAAUGAGAUUAAAUCGCAGUUCCGGACCAGAGAGGGUUUCUACAAACUGCUCACCCUCUCCGACUCGCAGCAGCGGGGCGGGCUGUCGCGGGGUCCCUCCGCCGGGGCUACGCUGGGACCCGCGGUUGGAACCGGCCCGAUACCCGGUGGAGGGGUCGGGCUGCUUCAGGGGCCCGGAGCCGCCGCCGCCGCCUCCUCUUCGAAUUCUGCGGCCAACUCGUCUCCCGUGGGCUUCCUGCCACCGGUGCGGGUCUCCAUGGUCAAGUUACAGCCAGAAGACCCGAGCGAGGAGUCGGAGCGGGUGUGCUUUAACAUCGGCAGGGAGCUUUAUUUCUACACGUACACCAACAUUAAGAAGGCUGUGGACCUGAGCAAGCCCAUCGACAAAAGGAUCUACAAAGGCACUCAGCCCACGUGUCACGACUUCAACCAGCACUCCGCAUCGGCCGAGAGCGUGGCUCUCAUCGUGGGCUUCUCAGCCGGGCAGGUCCAGUAUCUGGACCCCAUCAAGAAGGAGACCAGUAAACUCUUCAACGAGGAGAGGUUGAUAGACAAAUCCAAAGUGACGUGUCUAAAAUGGCUGCCUAAAUCGGAGAACCUGUUCCUGGCGUCGCACGCCAGCGGUCACCUCUACCUCUACAAUGUGGAUCACCCGUGCGGCACCACGGCGCCGCAGUACUCAUUGCUCCGUCAGGGUGAGGGCUUCGCCGUCUACGCCUGCAAGACCAAGACGCCGCGCAAUCCGCUCCUGCGCUGGGCGGUGGGCGAGGGAGGCCUCAACGAGUUCGCCUUCUCGCCGGACGGCGUCCACGUGGCGUGCGUGGGCCAGGACGGCUGCCUGCGCGUCUUCCACUUCGACUCCAUGGAGCUGCAGGGCGUCAUGAAGAGCUACUUCGGCGGCCUGCUGUGCGUGUCGUGGAGUCCCGACGGGAAGUACCUGGCCACGGGCGGCGAGGACGACCUUGUGACGGUGUGGUCAUUUGCGGAAAGCCGCGUGGUGGCCCGGGGUCACGGCCACAAGUCCUGGGUUAACGUAGUGGCCUUUGACCCCUUCACCACCUCGCUGGAGGAUGAGGAGCCAAUGGAGCUGAGUGGCAGUGAGGAGGACCUCCACCAGGGGGUGCAAAACAACUCCAUGCACUUUGGGCGGGUGCGAACAAGCAGCACUUUGUCACGUCUUUCCCGCCAUAGCUCCAAAGGUGGGGGCUCGGCGGCGGUCACCUACAGGUUCGGUUCUGUGGGUCAGGACACGCAGUUCUGUCUGUGGGACCUGACAGAUGACGUGCUCUACCCCCGCCUCCCGCUGUCCAGGGCCUUCACAAACACUUUUGGACCCUCGCUGCCCAACUCCAACAGUGGUGGGGUGAACAGCACGUCAGGUGGUGGGGGGAGUGGCGGCGUGGAGGGCCACCACCACCCCCCCAACGCCACCAUCAGCACCUCGAACCCGCCCACCUUGCCUUUGCCCCUGCCCCGCUCCUUGUCACGCUCCAACUCGCUGCCCCACCCUGCGGUCGCCAACGUCUCCAAGGGCCAGGGUGCCUCGGAGAGCAGCGGCGGUGGAGGCGGGGGCGGAGUCGUCAGCGGCGGAGCGAACAGCACGCCGUUCAGCAUCGGCCGCUUCGCCACGCUCUCCCUGCAGGAGCGCAAGUCGGACAAGUCCGGCGGCGGUGGCGUGGAGAAGGAGCACAAGCGCUACCACAGCCUGGGCAACAUCAGCAAGAGCAACGACAAAAUCAACAUGGCGCCCAGGGGAAGCCGCCUGGACGCCGCCAAGGUGCUGGGAACCACGCUGUGCCCGCGCAUGCACGAGGUGCCGCUGCUGGAACCGCUGGUGUGCAAGAAGAUCGCCCACGAGCGCCUCACCGUGCUCGUCUUCAUGGACGAUUGCAUCAUCACGGCGUGCCAGGAGGGCCUCAUCUGCACGUGGGCGCGGCCCGGGAAGGCGAACUUGACCGCGCACAACGGCAACUCUCCGAGUGGCACAGUGGUAUAGCUGCACCUUCGUCCCGCCUCCUUCUCGAUAAGCCCCUCCCACCUGGAGCACCUGACCUUUGCAGUGUUAUUUACCCUCAUGAAGCCACGGCCGCUGUAUUUAUAGUUAUUUAUUUUGCCACCAGACGGAGUAGUAAUUUAUACUGUAAAUAGUAGAAGGAAGGAAGUGGACAUGUACAUAGCAACACACCGAAUGUCCUUCAGGCAACGUACGGCAGCGUUUUUUUUUUAGUUCUGAUGGACGCUCAGGCCAAAUCAUGUGACCAGCCUGGGUGCGUGUGCGCACACACACACACACACACACACAGUCGCUAGCGGUGUAGCAUGGUGUGUAUAUCACACUCAUUCGUGUUGCACCUGAAUUGCCUCUUGCAAUAAUUUGCACACAAGCGAUCCACGGUCCAUCCAGUCGCCGCCGCAUGCCGCCAUUAGGUGGUCACCAUGACUUCACUCAACACGAAGUUGCUGGAGCUUGAUGGGAAUUUGGCCUAAAAAAAGAAAAAUGACACAUGUUGAAAGAUGAAACUGCUUUUCAUUUCAGCCUGUGGUGAUGAUUUUUUUUUUUUUUUGCUUUCUAAUAAAGACAAGCCAAGUGUCA